UAAAAAUGUUAUAUAUAACUACAUGCUCAGUAGAUAAGCACCUUUUUGUAUAGAUAUCGAUAAAAACAAGACAAAAACCAUCGAUUGUAAUUAACCUAGUAGAUACCUAUAGAAUAUCAGGAAACGAGAUUAGAAAAAAAAUAGGGUAUUCAUUACAGCCAAGACCGAUGGUUUUAAGUUUCGAAACAAGAAAACUAGUAUUAAAAUGUGGAGUUAGAAGGUUUCUUUAAAUCCCCUUACAAAUACGCCUUAUCACUCAUAGUAUACACAGACGCUCUUCUCCUUAUCAGUUAUAAUUAUCAAUGGUGCCUGUUAAUUGGGAUACGUCUUUAAACUUUUAAACCAGUGUUUUAUUUACUUCUUCCUCAAGGAAUUAUCUGUGUAACUCUGUAGAGUGCGUAUGACACGUUUUAUUUGAAUCAGUGUGUUUUAUUGUGAAAGAAUCUAAGUGGAAUUUAUCUUAGUGUGUACCUGAUGUGUUUAUUGUUCGGUGAUACUUAGUGAAAAGUGGAAAUACAGUUUGAAAUGUCAAAUGCUAACCAGUCCAGUAUUCAAACGAGAGAUCACUUGUACAAGAUAUUAGUGAUUGGUGAUUUGGGCAGUGGAAAAACGUCCAUCAUCAAACGAUAUGUGCACAGAUUUUUCUCACAGCAUUAUAGAGCCACGAUCGGGGUCGAUUUUGCUUUGAAGGUUCUCAACUGGGACGAAUCCACCCUCAUCCGCCUUCAGCUGUGGGAUAUCGCAGGCCAGGAGCGGUUCGGCAACAUGACCCGAGUGUACUACAAGGAGGCGGUCGGGGCCUUCAUAGUUUUCGAUGUGACGCGGAAGCAGACGUUCGACUCGGUGCAGAACUGGAAGCAGGAUCUGGAUAGCAAGGUGCAACUGCCCGACGGGUCCAAUAUACCGUGCGUGCUGUUGGCCAACAAGUGCGAUCAGCAAAAAGAAGGUAUUGUUACGAACCCCGAAAAGAUGGAUGAAUACUGCAAGGAGAGUGGUUUCCACGCUUGGUACGAAACCUCGGCCAAAGACAACAUAAACAUAGACGAAGCGGCAAGGUCGUUGGUCGAGAAAAUUUUGGCGUACGAUGCCCUGCUGAACAACGAUUCCAAAAAGGCAUCGGAUCAGUUUUCGUUGAGAGAUUCGGACGGUCAGAAACGGGGAAAAACUUGCAAUUGCUGAUACUAUCUUCAUGGCACCUUCUAUACGUUGAGCAGCUCAGUGGUUUUUUGUUUUAUAAACUUUGUUACAUUCAUCGUUUUAUAAUUUUUCUAUUGCAUUUUGAUCACGUAUUAUUUUAUUGAAUCGAUUAGAUAACUAGGUAGGUAUACAUUUUCCUUAUAGUCAUAAUAUGUUUGUAAAUAUUUCUUUCUCAAUAUACUCAUGUAAACC
Molecule: messenger RNA, 1389 nt
Organism: Phaedon cochleariae (mustard beetle)
Lineage: Eukaryota; Metazoa; Arthropoda; Insecta; Coleoptera; Chrysomelidae
Source: the annotation of a GenBank genome assembly